This is a messenger RNA of Elephantulus edwardii (Cape elephant shrew), 3888 nucleotides long. RefSeq lists its product as uncharacterized. The transcript is spliced from 24 exons. The record is from RefSeq and is a predicted model, not a curated record. Bases 1 to 3888 code for a protein of 1295 amino acids. Lineage: Eukaryota; Metazoa; Chordata; Mammalia; Macroscelidea; Macroscelididae. Gene Ontology annotation, molecular function: L-iduronidase activity. Gene Ontology annotation, biological process: carbohydrate metabolic process.
AUGCCGCCGAAGUUCCACCCCAACGAGAUUAAAGUCGUCUGUGCAGGGAAAGCCGUGCGCUCCCACUUCAGCACUGACUGUGGUCACUGUCACGCUGGAACCGACCCCAGUGGCCCCUGCAGAGGGUUUCAGAGGCUGCAGAUCACGCUGGACGAGAGCAGCAGGCCCGCUCUAUUCCGCCUAAGUCCCAUCCAGACCCCGCCCAGGGCAUCACGUGAGCCGGCGACCCGGAGGCGGAACUGGGUGUGGUGUGGACCCGGCAGCGCCGAGCCGAGCGCGGAACCCCGGCUGUGCCGCCUGCGAGUGGGGUACCACGGCCCCGCACGCCCGCACCUCCAGCACCCCGCCAUGCGUCCCCAGGCACCCCACAACCCGCGCCCAGCUGUGCGUCCCCCGCAACCCCACAGCCUGUGCCCUACUGUGCGUCCCCCGGCGCCCCACAGCACGCGCCCAGCCGUGCGUCCCCCGCCACCUCGCACCCCGCGUUCAGCCAUGCAGCCCCCGCAGUCCCCCUCCGCGCGCCCAGCUGUGCGUCCCCCAGCGCCCCACACUCUGCGCCCAGCUGUGCGUCCCCCGGCGCCCCACACUCUGCGCCCAGCCGUGCGUCCCCCGCCACCUCGCCCCUUGCGCCCAGCCGUGCGUCCCCUACAGUCCCCCUCCUCGCUAUUCGCUCUCCUGGCCGCCCUGCUCCCCAUGCUCUCCGCCGUCCUCGCAGAACCCCCGCUUCUGGUGCGCGUGGACGCAGCCCGCACGCUGCGGCCCCUGCGACCCUUCUGGAGAAGCACGGGCUUCUGCCCCCCACUGCCACAUGACCAGGCUGACCAGUACGACCUCAGCUGGGACCAGCAGCUCAACCUUGCCUACGUGGGCGCUGUCCCUCACGGGGGCAUCGAGCAGGUCCGGACUCACUGGCUGCUGGACCUCGUCACGGCCAGGGGGUCAGCUGGGCAGCGCCUGAGUUACAACUUCACCUUCCUGGACGGGUUCCUGGACCUUCUAGGGGAGAACCAGCUGGUCCCAGGCUUUGAGCUGAUGGGCAGCCCCUCGGGCCGCUUCACGGACUUUGAGGACAAGCAGCAGGUGGUGGAGUGGAAGACGCUGGUCUCGCUGCUGGCCCGGAGAUACAUCGGUAGGUACGGGCUGGAACAUGUUUCAAAAUGGAACUUUGAAACGUGGAAUGAGCCGGACCACCACGACUUUGACAACGUGUCCAUGACCACACAAGGGUUCCUGAAUUACUAUGAUGCCUGCUCUGAGGGUCUGCGAGAGGCCAGUCCCGCUCUGCGGCUGGGCGGCCCGGGCGACUCCUUCCGGCCCCCGCCACGCUCGCCCCUGUGCUGGAACCUUCUGGAGCAUUGUCACAACGGGACCAACUUCUUUACUGGGGAGACUGGUGUGCGCCUGGACUACAUUGCACUGCACAAGAAGGGCGCAGGGAGCUCCAUCCACAUCCUGGACCAGGAGUUGGAGACAGUGCGGCAGAUCCAGAGCCUCUUUCCCAAGUUCGCGGACACCCCAGUUUACAACGAUGAGGCCGACCCACUAGUGGGCUGGUCGCUGCCGCAGCCGUGGAGGGCCGACGUGACCUACGGGGCCAUGGUCGUGAAGGUCAUCGCCCAGCACCAGAAUCUGCUGAUUGCCAACAGCAACUCCUCCAUCCGCUAUGCGCUCCUGAGCAAUGACAACGCCUUCCUGAGCUACCACCCGCACCCCUUCACGCAGCGCACGCUCACCGCCCGCUUCCAGGUCAACAACACGCACCCACCGCACGUGCAGCUGCUGCGCAAGCCGGUCCUCACCGCUAUGGGGCUGCUGGCCCUGCUUGAUGAGGAGCAGCUGUGGGCAGAGGUGUCGCAGGCGGGGACAGUGCUGGACAGCAAUCACACGGUGGGCGUCUUGGCCAGCGCCCACCGCCCCGCGGGCCCUGCUGACUCUUGGCGCUCCACGGUUCUGAUCUACGCAAGCGAUGACACUCGUGCCCGUGUCAACCUCAGUGCCACCAUGACCCUACACCUGCGUGGGGUGCCUGCGGCGCCAGACUUGGUCUACGUGAUGCUCUCCAUGGACAACCGGCGCUGCAGCCCCUACAGCAAGUGGCAGCACCUGGGCCAGCCCGUCUUCCCCUCGGCAGGGCAGUUCCGGCGCAUGCGUGCAGCCGAGGACCCCGUGGCCGCAGCCCCGCGCCCCUUCCCCGCCACAGGCCGCCUGACGCUGCCGCUGGAGCUGCAGCUGCCCUCGCUGUGGCUGCUGCACGUGUGUGCGCGCCCAGAGUGGCCACCGGGCCCGGUGACCCGGCUCCGGGUGCUGCCCCUGACCCGCGGCCAGCUGCUUCUGGUCUGGUCCGAUGAGCGAGUGGGCUCCAAGUGCCUGUGGACGUAUGAGAUCCAGUUCUCUCAGGGGGGUGAGGCAUAUACCCCCAUCAGCAGGAAGGCGUCGACCUUUAACCUCUUCGUGUUCAGCCCAGACUCCAAGGUCGUCUCUGGCUUCUACCGGGUCCGUGCUGUGGACUACUGGACCCGGACUGGCCCAUUCUCGGAUCCCGUGCAGUACCUGGAGGUCCCUGCCCGCCACUCCUCACAUGGAGGGCUGCUGGGCAGGGACAGGUGUGAGCUGCGGGUGAAGGCAGCACAGCUGUUCACCGUGGCUGUGCAGUCCCUGGAGAGUGUCAUGACCUCAUAUGGGGCAAAACGUUCCUGUCCCUCUGUGUCCCAGCCACCAAGUCCUGCCAGCCGUCACGUCAGCGUGGUCAUUCUUCCAGCGGGAAUCACCUGGUCCAUCCGCGUGGACUCCAGCAGCUCAGGGUCAGUGUUUGGGCACCCCCGCGUGGCCGCCAGAGGUCAGUGCGUCCCCGCGCAGGGCGGCCCGGGGCGGGGCUCGCGGACCCCGGCGCCGCCCCCGCGCGUCCUUCCGCCUCCUCGGCCACGUCCCGAGGGGCCGCUGGCGUCUGCGGUUCUGGCGGCGGGGGAGGGGGGAUCCCCGGGGGAGGGGGGAUCCCCGGGGCCCCAGGACGCGGCUGCAGGGGAGGUGGCUGGGGGGGCCCCAGGCCCCGCCCACUUCCUCCUCGCACUUCUACCUGGCAGCCCGACGCACCUGCGGGCGCUCCCCGCCCCUCCUCGCCCCCUCCGCCGCCCGCCCUUGACCGCCUCCGCCGCCCACUUCCUGUUCCUGAGCGCCCACUUGCACAGCUACCUGCGCGCACACCUGCCCCUGACAGGCGCACACACCUGUCGGCCCCGUCACGCGUCGGUGGUGUCUCCGCACAAGGCUGUGUGCAAGGCCGGGGCCGCCGUCGCACCAGCCGCGCGUGACCUCUUCCUCCACCUGCCCACUGUGGCGGUGACCUCCAGCGCCAGGGCGCCUGUCUGCCAACCCCGGGUGCCCUCGGGUGGGCCUGGACCGCCUUUCCUGGCCGAUGCCAAGACCCAGCCUCUGCUUCGUCAGCUGCUGGGCUUGCCUCCCUGUGCCCCUGCCCCACUACUGGAGCUGCAAGACGGGCAGAGGCGCACGGCACUGCGUAGCCACAGCAGGAUCAGGCUCCCGGGCCCGGACCUCCUGGCGUCUGGUGAGCGCCCGGCGUCUGUCCAGUUUCCCCCCUUCUGGGCGCCCUGGGAGAUGGCCCAGCCCGGGGCGGACGCUGGCCAGAGGUCAUGCGGCGUGGGCCUGACCAGAACAGGCUCUAGGAUCCGGCCAGAGGGUGGCCUGAGGCUGCGCUCGGAGUUUCGAGGCCGCCCUCUUCACCCCGGGUCCCGGGCGCGAUGGGCGCAGGUGCGGGUGGGCGCCUGGCACCUGGCACAGCCCGGGUCUCUGCGCGAGAACAGCUCAGUGUCCAGCCCCCGCAGGACGGGAGGACGGGAUACCGAGGUCCACCGGCGCAAAUUUGUCCGCUAA